CAAACGAAGAAGAAAAAAGAGGCGGAAGUGCUAAGUUAGCAAGGUGAGAGGUAAACAAAGGCCGCUCUGUGUGACGUAAUAAGGACCGAGACACCCCGAGGCGACACGGUCACAUGGGUCUGGAAGAUGAUGGACAACCCGGCAGCAAAUAAGAACCACGUCCCCUGUCACUCGUGGGUGAGUCCGAAUGGCUGGUCCACGAGCUCCACGCAGGGAGCCCUCCUGGACCCACUGGGCGGCUCCCAGCACCUCGGCCUGGGCUCGUCCUCUGAGCACAGAUCCUCCUACGAGCACCUGCAGGGUCCGAGCUGUGUGAGCGGCCCCAGCAACCUCCCGCCCCCCCACAACAUGUACCACUCUGCCAUGUACAAAGCCCCGCACGUCAGCAGCCACCCAGCAGCCAGCGCGUUGUUUGCUGACACUUCGAUCCCGAACCAUGGAGUGCAGCUCUGCAGGUCCCAAAACGCUCCGCUUCUCUUACCCCACAACCCGUAUCGACCUCAAUUAACCAAUCAGGGCUUACCAGGUGGACUUCAGGGUCUGCCCAUGAGCCUCCCAUCGUGUGGACAACGGGUCAAUGCCCAUCAGGCUCCGUCUGGGGGGAUGAAUGUGGAGUCGGCUGGUGUCGCUGGAUACGCUCAGGGCUUUGGACCUUCAACCUCUCAGGAGCAGGCUCAGUGGAUGCCUUCAUUACACAGCAGGGGGGCUGAAAACAAGUCUGGCCGUGAUGCGGCUGCUCAGUGUCACAAUGAGCCAUCGCACAAGAACACAAUUCCACUGCCCGACAACGAGAGGCAGCGUUCAGCCAUUUUAAAUCAUCGUGCACAGCUUCUCAAACAACUGGCAGAGAUGGACGAACUCCUGGAUUCGAUACCUGCAGAUGACACCGGUGAUGGACGCUCUCUACACACAGCUUUGCAGUCUCAUCUUUCAGCUCAUUGCUCAUCUCCUGCUUCCUGUGAUGAACAUGUUGAGACCUGUGAUUUGCCGGAUGAUGAUGAUCCCAUGUCAGCAGGAGAAUCACAGAAAAAAGAGGAUACUUCAUCGGAGUCAGGCGAUGACACUGAUCCUGAUUACUUUCCAAACAAUGACGGAGACUUCUCUGAGGUCCAGUCUGACUCUGACUGGAGCUCGUCAGAUAAAUCAAGUCCCAGUGCUUCCUCGACCCCCACGGAUGAAGAACCUUCCGAGGGGAAAACAAAGACAAAGACUUCUCCGUCUAAGGACAAAGGUGCAAAAAAGUCCUCUGCAGCCUAUCAGAAGAAGCUCCCUCAAACUGUAGUGCUGCCAACUCUGAAUACGAAGGAACAGCGUGUGUACGACAAGAGGAAUUACUGUUUGUUUUGCUCGAAGCCGCAGUCCAAGAUGGCACGGCACUUUGAGAGGGUUCACUGCGACAAAGCCGAGGUUGCAGUUGCUUUUCAAUAUCCCGUCUUGUCCAGAGAAAGACGAAAGAUAUGGAAAAAACUCAUAAAUCAAGGAAACUUUCUGCAUAAUAAGAAUGUGAUAAAAGCAGGGAAGGGAGUACUUGCCGUCCAAAAGCGACCACGCAAGCCUGGACAAGCCCAAGACUUUCUUCACUGUCUCUACUGUCACGGCCUUUAUGUGAAGAACGCUUUGUUCAGACACAUGAGAAAAUGCCCAGAGAAAGUGAAGGAUGAGAAUGAAUCGGAAUUUGGAAGGAAGCGUAUUGCAUCGCGGUGCGCGCUCGAAAUCUUUGGAGAUCUCGGCAUCAGCGAUGGUUUCAAGAACAUUGUGUGCGAGAUGAUCUACGACGAUGUCACAAAAACGGUCAUCGACGACCAGGUUAUCUUGCAGUUCGGUGAGCAAAUGUACAACCAGUACUCCUCCGAUGUGAGGAAGCACGACUAUAUCCGACAAAACCUCCGUCAGUUAGCAAGACUUGUGCUCGAAGCUCAGAAAACAACCCCGCUGAAGAACCUGGAGGAAUUCUUCUACCCUUCAAGCUUCAGGCACGUGGUGUCUGCAGUGAAAGUCCUGGCGGGCUAUGACCUCGAAAACAAUACAUUCAGCAUUCCUUCACUGGCCAUCAAGCUCGGGUACCACCUGCAGAAGGCCUGUAGUAUCGUUGAGGCUAACGCGGUGAAGAGCGGUGACACCAGUCUGGCAGAGUCGGCAAAAAACUUCCUUGUGGUGUAUCAGAAGAAAUGGAACCGGCUCAUUUCUUCAGGUGCAUUAACAAAUCUCAGAGAAAUAAAAAAGACCUCGGAUGGGAAUGUUCCAAUCGCCCAGGAUAUAAGGCUUCUGAAUUCCCACCUGGACACGGUUCAUCGUCUUGCUGAGACCAAACUGGGAGAAAACCCUUCUGCAGAAAACUAUGCUUGUCUGGCCAAGGUGAUACUGGCCCGGACGAUCGUGUUCAACAGGAGGAAACCUGGAGAGGUGGCGUCGAUCCAGCUGAAGACCUUCAUGUCACGGAAAAAGUCCAACGUGCUCGACGACAUGGACGUGUCCGUUACAGAUCUGGAAAGAACCAUGUGUGGGCUUUUCUCUAGAGUGGACAUAAAGGGGAGCUGUGGGAGGAUGGUCCCUGUUCUACUUAAACCCUCAUUCCUCUCAGCCAUGGAGCUUCUCGUGAAGCUUCGUGAGACGUGCGGCGUCCCGCAGAAGAAUCCCUUUCUCUUUGGCCGGCCGUGCGCGCUGUCUGCCUACAAAGGCUCGGAGUCCAUCCAUCACUUUGUCAAAGAAUGUGGAGCGAAAAACCCCGAAGCACUGACGUCGAGAAAGAUCCUGAAGCAUUACCCGAAGAUGCUCCAGCUGAUGAACCUGGACGACGAUGAGGCCAAACUCAUUUUUGGCUGUCGUUAUCAAAUGAAAUCCUAUCGACAGAACGGCGGCAUGCAGCAGGACGAGAUGGACUGUGAAGAGAGGUUAUAUCCUGAAACAGGACAACAAGCUGCAUCAUGGAGUCAGACUGAGUUCUCCGGCACGAGCUGCCAACAAGCAAAUGACUAUCAACAAGAACAUGGAUCAACAACAGGCAACUGCAGGACGGUUCCUUCUAAACAAAGACACAAAGGGUCUCCAUAUAAGGGCAAACACAAGUGGGAAGAAGCAGAGGUCCGCGCUGUUGAAAGACACAUGAUGCGUUUCAUUGAGGGACACAAGGUGCCUCAGAAAAACGACUGCAUCCAGUGUCUCGAGGCCGAGGCCAGAGCACUGAAGACCCGUUCGUGGAAGGGUGUGAAGGACUACGUCAGAAACAGGAUCACUGCGCUGAAGAGACAAAGUGGCUCUUCACAGGCCUGACCCACCGACGGCAGCAAGACGUGACGAGUUCAGAGGAUAUGUUAUGUUUCAAGAAAAACCUUUAAUGUGCAACGUUUCCAUCUUCUUAUCCGUCAUCACCCUUUUCCCUCAAUAGUUUAAGCUUGUUUAUUUAUCAGUCUCCACAUCUUCUGUAGCACCGGGAGCCUUUCGGAAAUGAACAUUUAUUUGUAUUGAACUGGUUUUUGGUUUGCACUUGUUCCCAGGCAUCGAUCCUUCCUCAGUGGAUUACAGAGCGGUUUUCUUUGUAGAUUUUUAUUUUGCAUUCUUCUGAGGUUCAUUCAGAGACGGCUCAUGAUUGCAGGCAAAUUAUGUGAUCCACUGUUAUUGCUGAUACAUUUUUGGAGCUGUACAUUUACCUUCUGUGACCAAGUUUCCAUGUACACUGUAUAAUAUUGAUCUGUUUGGUUGAGUUAUAUAUGAAACACAACGUUCCAAUAAUAAAACAAUUAUGCCAAUUUAUUUACCACACAUAAAA
Messenger RNA from Pleuronectes platessa (European plaice), 3766 nucleotides. RefSeq lists its product as uncharacterized. The transcript has 9 exons. The coding region runs from base 127 to 3270 and encodes 1047 amino acids. NCBI's taxonomy places the organism in Eukaryota, Metazoa, Chordata, Actinopteri, Pleuronectiformes, Pleuronectidae. The record is from RefSeq and is a predicted model, not a curated record.